UUCUCGGAAGGUCAGUAGAGUCAUGUUUUAGUAACUUGCUGGUAAAGUUUAUGCCUAUUUACUACUGGUCGAUGGAAUUUUCUUAUUAAUAAUUACAGUAGUGAUUAUACUGCACUGGAUUGUGGUAGUAUUAUUUUUUGUAGAAAGUGACAGAAUGUGUUAAUUUAUUGUGUGAUAGAUAUUGCGUUAAGUGUUUGCUUCAUCAAUCUAGAAGAUUUUACCAUGGCACCGAAUUUUAGUAAAAUUACUUCAAGGACAGACGUAAAAAUUGCGUUAGCGGCAUCUGCUGCUCUUGGUGCAUGGAUUGUUAAGAACUCUAUAAAAUCAAGUCAAAAGAAAAAUGCAAAACCGACCAGUCUGACUUUAGAAGAAAGUGUACAGUACAUGAUUAAAGACAAAGAUAAGAAAGGGCCUAGGGCACAAGUCAACGCAAAAUUUUUCAAAGAACUGAAGGCGUUAUGGAAGAUUAUGGUGCCUGGUGUAUGGUCCAAGGAGAGUGGCUUCAUGGUGAUGAUAGCUCUGUCACUUAUAGCCAGGACUAUGUGCGAUUUGUGGAUCAUACAGCACACAACAUAUAUAGAGGGGUCAAUUAUCACAAUGAACAAGCCAGAAUUCAAAAAACUUCUUACACAAUUCUUCAUGGCGAUGCCAUUGAUUUCCCUUGUUAAUAAUGUGUUAAAAUGGAGCAUAGGAGAAAUCAAGCUGCGAAUAAGAACAAAUCUAUCUUUGCAUCUAUACGAACAAUAUUUGAAAGGCUUCACCUACUACAAAGUGACGAACCUCGACAACCGGAUAUCUAACGCCGACCAGCUGCUGACCACCGACAUCGAGAAGUUCUGCGACACCGUCAUAGAUCUGUACAGUUACAUCAGCAAACCGCUGCUCGACAUAUCGAUAUAUUUAUACCGAUUGACCGUCAAUUUGGGACCGUCGACUCCUGGCUUAAUGAUGGCGUACUUGUUUGCAUCUGGAAUGUUCUUGACGUAUUUACGGCGGCCCACAGCUCGAAUGACGGUGCAAGAGCAGAAAUUGGAAGGCGAAUAUAGAUUCGUUAAUUCGAGGCUUAUUACUAACUCUGAAGAGAUUGCAUUCUAUCAAGGUAACAGGCGGGAACAGCUCACUCUACUAUCGAGUUUCUACAAACUGACAAAGCAUUUGAGGAAUUUCCUCAAUUUCCGCGUCGGUAUGGGCUUCAUAGACAACAUUGUUGCUAAAUAUGUGGCGAUUGUGGUCGGCUUCUACGCGGUAUCUCGACCGUUCUUCGUGAAGGAUCAUAACUUACUCACGACGGGCUCGGAACAGGAUAGAUUUAGGCACUACUACACAUACGGCCGUAUGUUAGUCAAAAUGGCGGAAGGUAUCGGGCGGCUGGUGCUCUCCGGUCGGGAGAUGAGCAAGCUGGCCGGGCUCACGGCGAGGGUGACCCAGCUGAGGACUGUGCUGGCCGAUGUCAAUAAGGGCAACUAUGUGAGGACCAUGGUGGAGCGGCAGCCGAAUGGCAGCUUAAGUUCAGGCCCACUCGCGUUAACACCAGGAGCCGGCCGAAUCAUCUAUCAGGACAAGAUAAUUCGAUUCGACAAAGUUCCACUUGUCACUCCCAACGGCGAUGUACUUAUAAAGGAGCUCUCUUUCGAAGUCAAGUCCGGCAUAAACGUGCUGGUGUGCGGGCCGAACGGGUGCGGCAAGUCGUCGAUGUUCCGCAUGCUGGGCGAGCUGUGGCCCAUCUUCGGCGGCGCGCUCACCAAGCCGCCGAAGGGCAAGCUGUUCUACGUGCCGCAGCGCCCCUACAUGACGCUCGGCACCUUUAGGGACCAGAUAAUCUACCCGCAAACCCGCGAGGAGAUGAUCCGCCGCGGUCGCACGGAUGCUGAGCUGAACAGAUUUUUGGACAUAGUGCAACUGUCGUACUUGAGCACGCGAGAGGGGGGAUGGGACGCUGUGGAGGACUGGAUGGAUGUGCUCUCCGGGGGAGAGAAGCAGAGGAUAGCUAUGGCGCGUUUGUUCUACCACGAGCCGCAGUUCGCCAUUUUGGACGAGUGCACGAGCGCCGUGUCCGUUGACGUUGAGGGACAAAUGUAUCAAUAUUGUAGAGAGAUGGGCAUAUCCCUGUUCACGGUGUCGCACCGCAAGUCGCUGUGGAAGCACCACGACCACUACUUGCAAAUGGACGGUCGCGGCGGUUAUGUGUUUGGAGAAAUCGAUAACAGCACGCAGGAGUUCGGCUCGUGAUCGCUAAAUGAUAAUUAAUUAGUAAAUACACAAACGAUCAUGCUGCAUGACAUGCGAGUUGCUCAAAUCUUCUGUCGAAUGUUGUGUGGAGCGAGACGUUCUAAAGAGUCACGUGCAAAAGUGGAGUUGGUUAUAAUUGAAAAUAAUUGCUAAUUGCUAGCUGAAAAUAAUAUUCGUAUUAGAAUGCUAUGUGAAAAAUUAUUAACUAAUUCUGUAAUGCUAUUUUAUAAUAUUCGAUUUUUAUCCUAUUAGAAUUCUAUUAAUAUUCGAUUUUUUUUUAAUACACUGUGAUUCCAACUUUGAAUAAGUAGCUUCACUCGUGUGUACUUUAGAAUAGUCGCAAAAAACUGUUUGAUAGUUUCAAACAUUUUUAAAAGCAAAUAGGCACAAUAUGAUGACAUGUAGCAUGAUUAUGUGGGAUGUGUUCUAGACAAAACUGUUUUAAUAUCAUCGACCACAUGGAAAAAAUGUAAAACGAUGUAUUAGCCAUUCCAAUGUGCAUAAGACAGUGAGAGACAAGCUAUGAUAUCGUUUUAUCUUUUUUACUCUAGAAUACAUUUAACCUUCACAGCUGGAUAGAAAAUUUAUUAAUCUAAUUCUAAUAGAUAAAGAAAUUUGAUUUUGCUUUUAAAAUAUUUAUCACAAAUAGAUUUUGGUGAAUUUAUUUCACUCUUAUACUUAAUGUAUUAAAGUUAUAGUAAUGGAGCGGUAAUACGUAAACAAAAUUUAAAAUUGGAAUGUUUUUACAAAUCUGCGAUUUGAAAAAAUUAUCUACAUCGUGUUAAGUAUAUAGAUACUAUAAUAGUGAAUUUUUAUAUUUUUACAAAUUUUAAUAUAAAAGAUAAUCUGAAUGCUUUUAUAUAAUUUACAUUCUUAAAGGUUCUGUUAGGUAUUUAUGUAACGCAGUCACACGUCGAUAUUUUAUAUAAUAAAAAAAUCACAUUUUCUUAUAAACCUCUUAAUAUCAAUACAUAAUCAAUAAUAAUAAUAGCAGUAUAAUAUGUGAAGUUAGUAAUCCAACUUGAACCAAUAUGUUUUGUAUUAACCAAUAAGGAUGAUAAAAACUUCAUAGUGGUUUGUUACACGGGUUUUUUUUAUUUAUUAUCUGUGGUAUUAUGAUAUGGGACUUUUACCUUUUACUAGAAAUAGUAGAAACUACUGUUUACUACAUUGUAACAAGUGAGUAUAUAAUUUUAAUAUUUUUGACACACGUAGGACGUAGAUGUUUGUUAACUUUUAUACACAAAUAUUUUCUCUAUAUUAUAAAUUAAUGAAUAAAUUACUUUAUAAGUUGAUAUCGUCAUACGUAUUACGUUAAAAUCAAUAGCGCGCAGUGUCAAAGUGAUUGCUGGAGUGAGGAUCUUGGAAAAAACUUUACAUAACUUCUAUUUUGAUAUUUAUAUGAAUUUUAAUUAAAUAAAUACAAUAUAAUAAUAUUUAAUUUUGAUUUGUCACUGGCGAAAUAAUAUUUAUACUCAUUUAGAUACAUUUUAUUUAUGAUUUUAAUGAAACAUCACUUUUUAAACAAAUUAUGUAAUUUUUUUAGAUGUUUAUAUCCUUUAGGCUGGAAAAGACAAUUCCUUUUUAUUCCAUUGUGACCAAGUCAUAAAUGUAUUAUGUGAUACAUUUUUAUUGAUGUAUUUUAUAUUAUUUGUUACUAUAAUGCUUUAGAAGAAAGCUCGUAAAUUUCUUGAUUGUUUUUGUUGAAUUAUAGAAAAAAAAUAAGCAAGUACAAAAAUCACAAAAUGUUGUGCAUACUUCAACUGUUUAUUAUUUAAAGUAUGUAUCAUUUUAUAUUAUUCUUAAUAGUUAAAUAAACUAUAAUCAUGUAUAUAAUCAUACAGGAUGGAAUUUUUUUAAUUUUAAUUUCAUUACCUGGGAACGUUAACUCUCUCUGUUCUCCUAUUGCUAUGAUCGUUAGAGCUAAUUACAAGGAUAAAAUCUCUCAAAUCAAAUGAGAAAGAGACCAUAAAAUCCAUAACUUUAACAGAUUUGAGUCAUUUCGAUGUGCCCAGUGAGUAAAAUUUUGUAUCUACAUUCUACAGUGUAUUACAAAAUUCCACCCUGCAUAAUUAAAUAAAAAAAUUCCACCCUGUAUAAUUAAAAAAAAGAAUAAUGUGUACCUCGAAAAAAGCUAAUUUUACAUUUUGUUACAAAAAAUCUCAGCAUCACAAUUAUUUGUUGUCGGGAUAAGUUACCAUUUAUACUAUUCUUUUUGACUUGACCUAUAACUACUUGACUUUUACAAUUUAAUAAUAAUUCCAUAAGAUUAUGACAAAUACAUCUUUCAGUUGUGAUUUUUUAGUAUUAGCAUUUCAACAUUCUUAUAUAGCAUCAAGAUUUUUUACACACAAUAAAACGAAUAUAAUGUAUAGAUACAUAAUAGAACAUUUUAUGUUCAUUUGUAUUUUAUAAUACAUAAUUUUUUAUGUUCUUUUAAAACACAACAAAUAAAUAAACAAGUGAUUGAGCUUAAGUCACUUGCAUCAAUUCUAAUGGAUUUAAAUUUGUCAAUUCUUUGUUACUUGUUUAGACACUAAAAAAAAACCUUUCAAUUGUAGAAUCAACUAAAUUGUUAUUACAGAGUAUACGUUAUAAGUAAUUUAUUUAAUAUUGUCGAUCCUCGUCAGGAUAAUUAGACAAGCUCAUGAAUUCAUUGUAUUGACACCAAUUCUUGAUAAGUAUACAAAGUUUUAAUUGAAUAUGUCUGCUUUAGUGGGUCGAAAAUGAGUCUGAAGGAGUCAGUUUUAUGCAAGCAUGCAAACAGGUAAAGAGAAUAAUAAAAAUAUAUUUAAAAAAGCUCACUCAUAUUAAACAUGACUUAAUUUUAAUUUAAUUGAACUUUCUUUUGAAAUUAAAUCACUAAGUGUAUCAAUGGGUGUAACAAAUGUAGACAUGUAAUUUUUAUGUGUAUUCUAAAGAAACGUAAACUAAUAAAUUUCAAUGUGAAAGUUGCUGUGAUAGAUUAAGUUUAUGUUGUUCUUGUUGAUGGGUGUUGGGUCAAUAAAGAAGGGUUAAGGAUAA
Zerene cesonia (dogface butterfly) is the source of this 5253-nucleotide messenger RNA. It is a transcript of the gene Pmp70, whose product is annotated as ATP-binding cassette sub-family D member 3. Lineage: Eukaryota; Metazoa; Arthropoda; Insecta; Lepidoptera; Pieridae. The coding region runs from base 223 to 2229 and encodes 668 amino acids. The transcript is spliced from 15 exons. The record is from RefSeq and is a predicted model, not a curated record. Gene Ontology annotation, molecular function: ABC-type transporter activity; long-chain fatty acid transmembrane transporter activity; ATP hydrolysis activity. Gene Ontology annotation, biological process: very long-chain fatty acid catabolic process; fatty acid beta-oxidation; long-chain fatty acid import into peroxisome. Gene Ontology annotation, cellular component: peroxisomal membrane.